Nomia melanderi (Alkali bee) is the source of this 10610-nucleotide messenger RNA. RefSeq names its product Glycogen binding subunit 76A (gene Gbs-76A). The record is from RefSeq and is a predicted model, not a curated record. Gene Ontology annotation, biological process: regulation of glycogen biosynthetic process. Gene Ontology annotation, molecular function: protein phosphatase 1 binding; glycogen binding. NCBI's taxonomy places the organism in Eukaryota, Metazoa, Arthropoda, Insecta, Hymenoptera, Halictidae. Gene Ontology annotation, cellular component: protein phosphatase type 1 complex.
CCAGUCAGAAGUCAGUGUGUGGUAAGCCGGCCGGUCGCACCGGCUCCUUUUCUCUCUUUGCUCCGUUGCACUUUCGCGUCCCCGAAAAAUCGUGCAAAUACUACGCCCGACCGGGGUUCAUUCAGGUCGACCGUCGUCGAUCGAUCCCUAGGCCAGUGCCAGAGUUUUCAUCCGGAUAAGGCAUCCUUGAUCCGCGAAAUCGUCGCGAAACCUCUUGGACACAUUCCUUGGCAGCUCGCGUUCAGAAAUCAUCUUGCCGGAGCUACGGUUCUACAGUGUUGACGUCUGUCUCGGAGAACUCUGCGUCGGGAGACAAUCGAUUUCCAUCUGGAAAGUUCUCCAAAGUUCAUUCACAGGGUGGACUAAUUCGAAUGUUGAACAUUUCGUGGAAGUUCGCGAGAAGGGGCACUCGACAUUCGAAGAAACUGGAAGAGCGGGUAGAUGGGACCCAGCGGUUGGCGCGUCGGUUGUGUGGCCGCUUAUUAUGAUAAAGUUCGCGCGAGAGGGACUUGAUAGUGAUUUUUGCGCGCUUUGAAGUUAACAAUCUGGAAAAUUGUUUUGGUAGCGAAGGAUAAACACCGCUGGAUCGAUCGAGUUCGUCGGGAAGGAGAUGAAUAUGCUCGUGGAUGUAACUGCGAUUUUGCGCGCUGAGAAUUGAGUGCCGUUGGUUUCGCCGGGGGAACGUCGAGCGUCGGAUUCUGUUUAUUGUUUUGAAAUAGAGGACUGGUUGUUCGUCGAGAGGUCGGUGGCACUCGGAAAGUGGGUUGCCGGCACCCGAAAAUGUGAGAACGAAGAUGCGUGAAGUAUAUCGGGCGGUGCACCAAGUAUUUACGUCGAAGGCAGUUCCGUUCUGGUUGCGUUCGAUUUAGGAAGGAAAGAUGAUCAUGACGCACACCGAAGAAGCGACGACGACUUACGAGUCGAAAACGUCGACGAAACAAAUGAAUGGACACUCAUUGGCGAACAGCGGCAGCCAAAAGGCAGAAGAUCCGAGUAGCAAGACGACCUCGCCCUCCGAGGGCCGGCACGCCGACGGAACAUCCGGCUCGUCCGUCCUCGAGAUGGGCAGCACUGACUCGGCGGGCAGCGCCCACGGUGGCGGUUCUUCUUGCGGCCUGGUUAGCUCCCUGUUCCCAAGUAGCUGUCGCGGACGGGCGGAGGCAUUCGCCAGACGUCUUCAUCGGCGACUGACGUCGCUGGGCACCGAGGACAGUUCUCAGAAGAAUUCGGACUUGACUCCGAAGGAGACUUCUUGGCUGUGUCCGCCGUCCGCCGCGAAGCCGAUAGCGAACAACUUAACCCAGAGCAACCACGUGCUGCAACAUCAACCGCGUCACAGCACAGAGGCCGAUCUCUGUUACGAUUUUGAUCUGGACAUCGAAGACGGUUUGAAUUCGCCGGCGGAGGAGGCCACGGCUGCCGAGGUCGCGGACCUCUUGGUGAAUCCCGAGGUGUUGAAGAUAAACCACCGAGAAACCUGCAACUGCUCGUCGAACGGCUCGAGCGCGAUCCUCUCGACGUUGGACUUGGAAUCCGGCUGCGUGUUCGCAUCGCCUAUCACCGGAACCUCACCCGACAGCGACUCCUCGGACAUCUUCUUCGACCCGGAGUCUUCCGACGUCGAGAAGAAAAACGAGGUCUACUUCGAUCCCGUGACCACCUCGGACAGCGAGGUCACCACCUCGAAUCUUUCGAAUGGCUGCGAGACGAUGAAGGGCAAGGGCAUGGUCUAUCGCAGGAGACCGGAAAUCAGCGUGGAGCAUUCCGAAGACACGUCGGAAUCGAGCGCCUCGUUCAGAAGGAACAAUGUACGAGACAGUGAGCUCAGGAGUAACGAGGUGGAGGGCAACUCGGAGGACUCGAACGAAAGAAGCUCUCUGGAGACCACGUCGCCCAGCCACGAGUCCCUCUGGAGCACUUUCGACGAGAGUACAGUGUCCCUUCAAGAUGAUAACCCGUCUCGGGUUAAUUCUACUCUGACAACCCUUCAGAAUCGGCUGCCGAAGUCGCAUUCCGAUUCCGAGAUACCUGUUCACGGGCCUAAAAUACUAAUCUCUCGAGAGUUGCACAUACACGAGGACAAGGUGCGAUACGACGUCGACGAGGUGGAUUUCGUUAACGGGCUUUCCGAGAAUGGCAAACUCGAAGACAUCAAGAACGCAAGGAACCUCGCAAAGGACGAAUCCCAGGACUCUUCGGAGAACACUGCCGAAGAGGAGCUUCCGUUUGACGAUGAAAAACCCAAGGACGCAAUUUUGUUGCAGCCCUUGCAGAACAAUCUCAGUUUGAAGAUAGACGACACCCUGGCUAACGAGUCGGACGACCACUCCACUUACAGCAGCAUGAUCAGUAUACCGGGUGCGCUGACGUUGGAGUGCCCCUUCGGCGAGGAAGCCGCCGAACCGACGCUGAAGAACGAGGUAAAACUGCAGAUCGAGAACGGCAGCGUGACGAACAGGAACGACGAGGACAAGAUGUGCCUGCUGCUGCAGAAACUGACCACCAGUCCGACGGUCAGGGUCGACAUUCCUAUACCUAGUCAAGCGCCCUGCGAGCCCGUCCCGGAGGAGGAAGAGGAAGAGGAAGAAGAGGAGAGGCCGCAGAAGAUCAGACGCUGCUCCUCGUUAAAAACCGGCAAGACACCGCCAGGCACACCUGGAAGGAAGAAGAUCGUCAGAUUCGCGGACGUGUUGGGUCUGGACCUCGCAGACGUCAGGACGUUCCUAGACGAAAUCCCGAAAGUACCUAAUUCGGCUUACAGCGACCUGAUAUACAACGACAUCUUCCAGAAGGAUUCCAGUCCAGUGAACACUGUGUCCAGCACGUGGGAAAGUGGGUACGCGGACAGCAGACGCGGAUCAAGCUCUGUGAUACCGCCCCGGAAGCCAGACAGAACGCUGGUGCCUUUGUUCCAACAGCCGGGCGGCAUGGCCAACUUCCUGGACCUCGUUCGGGAGCGCCGCGUCUGCCUGGAGAACGUCCUCGUCCAGGACCCCAUCUCCCUGUGUAUCCAGGGCACCGUGCGGGUGAUCAAUCUCGACUUCCACAAGUCCGUUCACAUCAGAUACACCCUGAACUCGUGGAGGAACUUCAGCGACCUGCAGGCCACGUACGUGCCCAACUCUUGCGACGGGUUCAGCGACAAGUUUACGUUCGUCCUCUAUUGUCACACGCUGACGAUGGGCCAGAGGCUGGAGUUCGCUGUCCGGUUCCAGUGUAAGGGCGAGCAGUACUGGGACAACAACGCCGGGGCCAAUUACUGUUUCCAGUGUCUGCCCGCGUCGUCCGCUGGCUACAUACCCAUCACAGCGUCGGAAACUCGGGGACACGAGUGGUCGCCGAUCUUUUAUUGACGGACCGCCCGAUCGUUGAUGUUCCGCGACGGGUUGCCGCGCGGAGGCGUGCACGUUUCACGAGGGCGAUGAGACUAGAAUUGGACCGGAUCAAGGCCAACCCGCGACCGAAACAGCCUAUGGAUUCAUAAACGUUCCUAAAGUGUACCUACUGUCACCGCAGGGGAUUCCCACGGAAGGGUAGCUACGAUUCGAGUUUUCAACACACGUGUUUCUAGAGGGAUAAGCUGGAACUUCGAGUCGGCGUUACUGAUUCUCUCCACUAAUUAUUUCGGGCUACUGGAUACGAAAGGAAGGGGACUCGAGUACGCAUGCCAUUCAGACAUGUUACCAAGUUCUGCGACUAUGUUGAUGAAACGCAUCUUUCACACACAAUACGCAUUGGUUGUGCGAAGAACGCCGGAGUUUUGCCUCUGUAAGAGCCUUUUCUCCUGUCAGAGAGUACACGAUAAUCUUGUAGAGGCAAAACCUCUGCUAGAACCUUUGAUGCUCGUGUCUAUGAAGUGAGUGACCAUGAGGCAUGCGAGACUAGACGAAAGGAGAAAGAGAGAUCGUACACGAUGUCUUCUUCGCGUAUUCCGUGCUGGAAAUUAGUUGACGGUAAACCGACGGGGCUUCCCCCUCGCGAGAGUCCUCUGUGCCACUGUACAUAACAGUCCUUGAAGAAGGAAGAACGAGUCUGAUCGCAAGAGCAGGGAUCACAUCGGCGUCAAUUAUUCUUUCCUGCCAUUUCCUCCUCGCGAGCUUUCGAGUGGACCGGAAGAAUAUGACGCGGCCGUUAGACUGAUAUUUUUUUACACGUUCAUUGUUCCUUGUUUGCACAAGCAUAUCUACACGCAUCUAUAUAAUAUAUUAUAUUAAACGCGGAGGUGCCAGGAAUGCGACGGAAUCUUUCAGCAAGGCUCGAACAAUGAGAACCACUGUAUAUAUAAUUUUCUAUGUAACUUAUUUUUCUCGUUUUUUUUCUCUUCUCUUUCUUUUUAUUUCUCUUUCUUUUUAUUUCUCUUUCUUUUUAUUUCUCUCUCUCUCUCUCUCUCUCUCUCUCUCUUUCUCUUUCUCCCUUUCUCUCUCUCUCUCUCUCUCUUUCUCUUUUUCUCUCUCUCUCUUUCUCUUUUUCUCUCUCUCUCUCUCUAUCUCUAUCUAUCUAUAAAUCUAUCAAUCUGUUUCUUUUAACGUUGACUAAUUUUUUAAGGGAAUUGAUUUUAACUCACGGUAUCGAGAAUAUUUUUUAUUGUCGCAAACGAUACCGACGCACGAAUUCGUGCUCGUUUCACGGAGAAAUUUUCUAUUGUUUGGAGUCGAGUUUUUCGAAGACGAAGCUCGCGCCGGGAACGAAUUUCUUUUUAUUUGUAUUAACGCGUGAUGCGUGUCGAUGCGAAGAUUCGUCGAAAGAUCGUUUCCUCUUUCUUCUUUUUGUUUUUCAAAUUGUGAGAGGGAAAUUUUGAAUCACGUGGAAACUGUAGACAAGACAAGCCAAGUGUCAAGAAUAUGUCGUUUGAUUCCUUGAUCUCUUUAGCGGGGUGGUCCAGUUGUAAGCGUGCGUUGAUUACAUCGACACCCGGUAUGCAAGCGGCUAAAGAGGCAGGGGAAUGAUGAACAGUCAUUUUCAUGGAACUGUAUGAAAUCUUGUACACAUUUCUGAGCAGCCUCGGUAUACAAUCGGGAUAAGCGAUGAAAGAAUUGCUCGCGCUAUGAUGCGCGAAAAAUCGUAAUAACGUUGUCGACGCAGUCCGAAUUAGCAGUCGAUCGUUAGCAGUGAUUCGAUGAUCGAGAACGGAAUCGAAUCGCAUGCCAACCAGGCAUAAUUUGUUCUGUGUUGUAAUUCUGAAGGUACGUAAUCAGUGGACUGCGGGUCUCUACGCAAGCUGAAAUUUUUCAAAAUAUAAUUAAAACAAGAAAAUUACUAUAGAGAAUGGUAUUUCCUAAGAAACAUUGCAAAGAUCGUUACGCCUUGGAUAUUUUAUAGAUUCUCUUCUCUUGUGCAUUCCGUGCGGCGUUGAACCUCGAAAUUUCCCAAAAAAUGCGUAAACAUCCGCAGUCUAUUAAUAAUCAGUUAUUUAGCCGAAUUGAAAGGAACCGAUGCCAUUUGUUAACGAGUUAAUCACCUUUGAUCUUGUUACUGUCUCGAAUUCGUAGACCGCAAUAACGUUGAAACACAUUUGAUCGAUGGUAAACAUCCGACGAGACGAUCGAACUCGAAAGUUCUAGCCAUCAUUGGAAAUCACAAGGUAGUAUUUCACGACGCUGUUACUCUGGUAAUAAUUAGUGUUUACUUCAUGAUCAUGAUCGUUGCCACUGGGUCUUGAAAUUUUCACUUUUGCAACAGACAAUAGGUAAUAUACAUACUUAUAAAGUUAAAACUACUGGUAAGAUGACAUAUAUGGAGAAUUAUCCUGAUAUUUUGUAAUAGUUGUCCUCGUAUAAAGUGCUGUCUAUAUAAUGGACAGUGAACUGUUUAUUACAAGAAUGUACACUUGCCUCUGUGGAUUCACACUGAGGUGAUUAAGUUUUCUUCCGAUAGUAUUCCGUUUGUUCUAUCACUUUCAGACUAUCCAUUUCAUUCGCGUUGGAUAUUUAGUGGUGUUCAUCUGUUUUCUUACGUAAAAUAUACCCAUAUUGUUGAAAGUGUUAUCUUUGUUCUUGUGAAAUGAGAACAACUGCCCCCUAUCAGUGUGAGUCCACGCAACAAAGUGUACACGCACGUAUGGUUUCAGUACUGGUGGUAAAAGUGUGUCUCGAAAACAAGUUUUUAUACAAAGCAUGCAUAUCAACACUCUCGCAGCUAUAUUUCACUUAUAGCGAGAAAUUUGUUAAUGAUUUUUACAAAGUUUUACAUUUAUAUCGCACAUGUGUUCCUAAGCGUCUUUUAUAUAUACAUAUGUACGUGUUACGAGGUUAUUUCAACUUUAUCGAUAUACUUUUUUAUUUCUAUCGAACUGUUAGUAAUAUUGAUGUGAAGAGUGAUAGAUUCAACACGAGAUUACGUUUUUUUUUUAAUCGUUAGACACAUUGUGACCAUCGUUACUGAAGCAUAAGAUAUUUAUAUAUUACUCGAACAGGUAUUAUUCAGAUGAUAUCGAAGCCUUGUAUGGUUACUUUGUAUAUAUAUCUACAAUACAAAAUAGAUUUCUAUUUUAAUUAACGAUAAAAACUAUAUUCUUCCACACGUUAAAACAAUAAAGUUAUCGAGAGUUUUAGAGGCAGUUUUAUAGUCAGAAUUAAGAAACGAGAUAUCUUAAUUAUGUUACGGAAGCUAAAGUCCUGUGUGAAAUAAUGGGAGUGUUUAACUAAUUCUCUAAUGAGUUAUCAUUACAUUCGUGCUAUCAAUCUCACUUUCAGUCAUUCUUUAUUCGAUUUUAUCAUAAGAAGAGAUCGCGUUACGUAAAAAAAAACGUGAUAAACGUAUCCGAGUAAAUAUGAUACGCGCUUGAGACUUAUUUGCAAGUAACAGUUUCAAAUUGUAUUAUUUCAAAGAAACAUGACAAUUUUUUUGUUUUUUAAUGUAUUUCUCAAGAUCUCUUCGUAUGGUGAAGUUCUCAAUCGACACAGUGUACAUAAUAAAACCAAAGUUAGCGAAACACUCUGUCUAGGCAGCUUCCGAGAAAGGCUUCCGGAACAAAUGUAACUUCUACUAUUCAAAGUUGUUAAGGAUUUGUUUAUAUGACAUGUACAGUGUGUUUCAUAUGGAAAAUAACAAAUUCUUUCGGGGAGAAAAGUUACAGAAACCCCAGUGAAUUACUGUUGCCUUUAUAAUUAUUUGAUUUCACGUAAUUGCAUAUAAUUCCCUCGAAGAAACGUCUCGUACGAAGUUUUCCCUUCGUUAUGAAACACUCUACCUACGUGUUACACGAUACACGAAUGAAGAGAAAUGACAAAUUUUAUAAUCGUUGAAUUGUCGAUGCACAAGUCUAUCUUUUACGAAUGCAACAAUGCCCGUCUUCGAUGAUGCCAAUGGGAAGAUUUAUCAUUCGAAACCGUUGCUAUUGUGAGAAACAGUGACGCCUGGAGUUGAUCGUAUCCGGAAAUAGAUUUUUCAUGAUGCCAUCGACCACAUUUUCAAAGAAUCUUGCCACGCACGAUCAAUUCAAAUGUUCACGGAUUCAAGUCGUUGAAUAUUCAUUACAAUUGUGGUCUCGAACGUAGAAAUAUUUUUAAAUCGUGCCAUUUUCUCUUUUAGAUUGACCAGCGACUACAGUAAUCUAUUGUAAACCGAUUUUAAGUAUUCGAAUUUUCUGCGCUUGUUUUGCCCAAAAUGAAUUUCCAAUUACUCGUAUAAUUUAAUAUAAUUCAAAUAUAAAUGCCACGAAUAAAUUAACUAAUAUUUUCAUAUUACAAUAGAAACGUUGUUCUUGUGGUUGUACAAACCUAAAUAAUAUUAGAACAAAAUGUUUGUAUUUUUAGUCUUUCAUGUUUUUUCUGUGUCUUAUGUAUAAUCGAGAACGUUAACUGCACAAACGAGGAAAUGAAAAAUAUGAUCAAAAGUGAUUUAUUACGUUGUUAAAAGAAACAGGAAGUUCCUAAAUGAGAUCGAUACAUAAAAGAAAAAAGAAAGAUUAAAUGUUCCUUUGUAAAUGAAAAACGUUUUGAAUCGAACAAACCGAAAUUGAAUUUUUUUAUUUAUUCUUCUCGACUAGUCUAACAUCGAUUCUUCACCCUUUAAAUUAACGAAUGUUCUUAUUCAUUGACAGAACAAAAAUUGGUCGUUAUUUUCUUCUUCAUUCGAAGGACAAGUUUCUGCGUUCGGGACGAAACCGAUUCAAUGAAAGCCAUAUAAAACUGUAGUAUAUUUUUCUAUUGUAACGUACGCGUAUGCAUGUGUCGCGUCUCUAGUCUGUAAAACCGUGAGUUUUCGUCCAAUUGCCGAGCCUUUUGUAAUUCUAAACGGAAAUGGAUGAUCGUUCGCUAAGGGGAACGACGAAAAAUGAAUAAUCGAAGCGGGGCGAAGGAUCACGCGUGUCGCGUGAUCACGAAUUCGAGUGAGAAUGCGAGUGAAAAGAUAUACGAGAAUGUUGAUGAUAAUUGUUUCCAUCCACGUGUGACAGUCUAUUUUUAUUUUACGGCCAUAAGUUUUUUAUCUGUUGUUUCUUUGCCUUCUUUUGUUUCGAAAGAAAAAACUAUCUAGUACAUUUCGUUUUAUUUUCCUAUGUUUUUUUUCCUUUAUUUUUUGGCUGUGAAACAAAUGAAUAAACGAUUAGACCCUGAACUGAAAUCAGACUUUAUUUGAAUUGUUUCGACAGUAGCUGAUGCACUAUUCGCCGUCAUCUGCUAAUUUUGUCUCUGUCUUCAUAUAUUAUAGUGAGUGGAGAAGGGAAAGCUUUUGUGAAAUUUAUAUCGAAGCUUUAUAAAAUAUUAAUAUUACAGUUACUGACAUUAAUAAUUAAUAAUAGUUAGUAUUAUCAACAACAUUGUAAUAUUAGUAUUUAAUUAGUCCAUAAACAUUUCACAAGAUCUUUUUUUUUGAAAAUCCAGACAUAUAUAUAUUUAGUUAGGUCACUAUUGUUCUCAGCCACUCAUACGUUUCAUCAUCUUGUUCGUUCCUUUUUUUUCGAAAUCGACGUACAUAACACACUAUUUGUAGAAAAAUGUGAAUAAAAGAUAAGACAUAUUAUAUCUAUUGGAUUGACGAAAGACUAAUGUCGUUUUCCGAUAGUACCGAGGAGACCAAUUACAAGCUACCAAUAAAUACUUUAUUACAGGGUGCAAUGAAGUCAAGUUUGUUAGUUACGAGAUGUCUGUUUGCGAGACACUUAACCUUCGUUGGAACUCGUGCGUUACUUUAUAUGAGGCUGAUCCGUUUAAUUAAUUUAUUGAGAAAUAAAUAGAAACGCGGCUGCUUCUGCGAGGAACAUCUGUCAGACGUUUCCAACGAGUAUAUUGAUUUGAGACGCGUGACAACGGAGAUUUAGGCAGAUUUCAGUCGAAUAAUUAAUAACUAAACUGCAUGAUUUUUCGAUGACUAAUCAAAUAUUUCGAAAUGACCGAUCUGUGUACUAGGGAGCAACAGAAGAAUUAUGUAAAAGAUCGAUGUCACUGUUAGAAAGUUUUCUUUAUUCAAAAGAGAAAUUUGUUGCAACGUGGUUUACAGCACAUAAGCAAUUGUAAUUCUUGUAAAAUCAUAACAAGCUUCUAAAUAUAAUAAUAUAAACAAUAGAUGCAUUGUCAAAUAACAACGCUAUGCAUUUAAGGGUCAACAUCGUCGUUGAAACAGAAUUGUUCGUCGGAAAUCUAUGGCGAUGAGUAUUCAUAAAUCGUACGAUAAACUAUAAUCGGAGCUUGUAAAUUACUUAUGCGAAUUCACGGCGCUAUCGGAAAAUGACAUUAUCAUUGAUCCAGUAUUGUUUACCUCUCUCGCGUUCGCAAUUGAAGAAUAAACAAGUUCAAGUGCAAUGCAUCAUCGAAUAUUAUGCAAAUUCAUAUUUUUAUAUAGAUGACUUACAACGACCACAACGAAACAAAAAUGAAUUGUUAUCGAUGAUUUUGUUGGGUUCAACGGAAAAGGAAGCCUUGUCUAAUCUGUAACGAAGUUCGGAUUUUAUUGCAUUUUAUUUGCUGUGGUAACGAGUGGUCCAUUAUGCUUCGCAGGUUUGUUAUUUGUUAUCGAGAACAUCAGAAAUAUUUGAUGUUUCAAUAAUAUUUAUUAUUUAGUAUAAUAUAUUUUCAGAAAAGAUAUUUAGAAAUCUUGUCGGAAGAAUAAUGAAUUACUUAUUGCUGCAUCUAAUAUUAUUAUUCAGUAUUUUGUAAAUUCACCUGAUGAUUCUACUUACUGAUCAUCUACAGUGAGCACAAUUUUUAUCGAUGAAUUUCAUAAUAAGGAUUAUUAAUGUAUAUUUUUGAUUACAUCGUUGAACGAAUUUCGCGCUUAAACAAGGUUUUCUUUUUGAGUCAGUUAUGGGAAGCGUAACAUUUUUAAAAUUUUAUUACAGAUAAAUUACGACAGAAUGCGUGAAAAAAUGUUCGAAAAUUUGUUCGAUUAUGAGCGUUUCUUAUCUCUCGAGAAAACGUCCUCGCAGAUCGCCGAGUCACUGAAAAACAAUGGUGUCUUCGUAAAAACGCGCCAACAACUUUAAAAUCAAGAACGUCUCUUCCCCGUCAUCUUUUUAAAUUCAGAUUUAAAAAUUCUUUCUCAUUCCGUAUUAAAACUUACAUUUUUAAUAUUAAUCCUCCGUUUCGUAAAACAAGCAAUACUCGAAGUAAGUUGAAUGCUACCGAUUACUCUCCAAAAUAUUCUGCAUUAACACGUUAAUCUCGCGAGUCGCA